AUGUUGUCGUUUUCAGAACUGCGGAAUAGAGCACUGCAACCGAGAUGGUUCAACUUCUACGGAUACAAUCCAGAUGAGAUUCAAGAUGGUACAUGAUGUUUUUUUCAGAAGUGCCUUGUUCUGCUUCUGGCUCCCGCUCCUCGAGGACUACAUAUAAUCCGCUUUUCUUCUUACACGACAAUUACAACACCAGAUCUUGAUGAGUCAAUCUCGUCAUGAGUUUGGUCCUGGUCCUCUUGUUGACCUGCGUUCUACUCUCACUCUCCAGCCGACGUGAAAGCCAUCGCCGAACAGGGAGAAGAGGUCGAAGCCAAUUGGUAUAAAGGCAAGCUGCUGAUCUCUGCGCGUGUCGAAAAACUGGACUCCCUUGAGGAGUUGCAGUCUGCCUGCGUCACCAUGGCUAAAGGCUUUGAGGAACCAGCCACGACGUCCAUAUGUCUCCUAGCUGACAUAUACAUGGUAGCUGGCGCUGUUGGACGCGAAUGCCAGGUAGAGAUAACCCUAGGGACACAAUCGGCAGAGACAGACUGGGUCUAUCCGAAUUUUGAUUCGGACCAUCCAGGUGCGUCAGCGUCAGCAUCGAGUUUAUGGCUCGGAGCAUGGGGCUACUAGUACUAGGUAGGAUCCUCGACUUUGAUGGCUAAGUAGGUACUUAGAAAGCUACAACUACUAGACGUAGUAGUUCUGGAUUUUUGAACAACAUCCUCCACGCCCGCGCCCACCUUCACCUUUCAUUCUUCAAAUCGGCAGCCUCCUCAGAAGACGACGGUGGAGAACAGGAUUUCAAUGUUCCGACGACUUUUCUGUAUUCUCAGAAACAAGGUAGACCGCAAAUCAUCCAAGUUUUGAUGCCAGAGGAUCCCAUUUCGCAGCCAGACUGCCUAAUCAACGUAUGGACACGAGGAGUCAUGAGCGGACGCACCAGGUUGGGAUAUGCUAAGAUUCCGCUGUCUUAAGGCUCUCUUCAAUUUAAUUCAUCUUCAACUCACUUUUUUUUUUUUGUAUCGUGAGCGAGUUCCGUGAAGAACCUGCCUACAUAUUUUCCGCGCGGAUACCGGCGUAGGGGGGCUAAUUAGAUUAUGAUUACUCCUCGUUCUCGCCGUUCCUACUGCAUGAGGUCAAGUUCAAUUAGAAACGCCUCUAAUAUCACACUUUAUCUACUUCAUUCAGACUUAAUCCUUGUGCGCUCUAACACUGAAGUUUGCAAAACUACGAACCCGGAAAUCCUAGGAUUCCAUUUUUCACGCCUUUGAAGCCUAUGCCGUGGAACGGAGUGCAGACUUUGCCUGUGAGUUUGCUGAUGACACUGGAGAAGACAAGUCAAGAGUCAGCGACGAAUGCGAGACACAUGAGAAAAAUGGUCAAGAACAUGCAAUACGUGCUGAGGGUGUACAUGUUCGGCGCAAGGCAUAUCGAUCUGGGAGAGCGGACAGUAAGACUCUCUUAAACUUCUACUGAUUUUUGAACUCCAUCUACUCUACUCAACGUGUCCUGCUCAACAUCUUUUUCUUUUCUAGUAUUCAACUACUCUUGACACUCACCGUUUCUCGUGCGCAUUACCUUCUGCUCCACCCCUCAGGCCGAGCCCGCCCUGUUCGUUCGUGCCACCUGUGCUGGGGCUAGCACGGAGACCAGGCAGAUUGUGGGCGAUUUGAGGCCAACGUGGAUGAGGUGUAUGGAGCUGUGCAUUACCCUAAUGUCCGACCACCCGAAAAAACCGCCUACGAUGGAACCCAUCACAGUGUCCCUCUGCAAUUACGAAGGUUUCUUCUCUCAACCAGUCAUCGGCAAAGCGAUUUGCAAGUACACUUACAUGCGGCAAAAAGACAUUCUGGACGAGUGGGAACCGUACCAACUGGUACCACAGUGGGUGAAGCUGUACGGAGGACAGUUCAAUUCGAAGCCAACAGGGGAGAUUUGUGUUGCGUUCGAGUUGCUGAGGAAGAAGGACGUUCCUGAAUUGCCACCAAGUCGAAUGUGGCCGAAAGAAGAGUUGUACUAUUACGGCUAGAAGAAGAUGAACGAAGUAAGAUUAUUUAAUUACCUGUAUGGCCAAGAACUAUCACGAUUCUUGUCCUCCGUGCAAAGUCAACAAACCAGCUAAGCUCUAAUGCCACCAACCCCGCGUCGACUUCUGCCGACUACGCAAAGCGACUCUGCACAUCUCUGUUGUGGGUUUAAGGGACCUCAAACCUCUUCCUGGCCUCUUCGGCGGAUCGGCCGUUCAGUUCCCGGUUUUAGAGUUCAAAGUGCGCAAACUCAAAGAGAAUGUGAAGACUUCGAAAGCCACCGGUCGAUCCAUACACGAGUUUUGGAGCUGUUUUGCGCGUUAUGAGACCGAGAAACCCGACGCCGACCCAACAAAUCCAGCGGAUCGGAAUAAGAUUAAGGCUAGAAGAAAUCCAUCUUCACAGGCAUCCUGAGACCGUUUUCAAGGGGAAAAAGGUCCUCGGAUGCGUCUCAAGAUGGAUUUCUCUUAGUUCUAAUAAGAGGUGGGAAUCGAAAGCAGGAAAGAUGAAUCACGAGAUCUUCCAGUAUCGAUGCGUGAAUGUGUUGCUGCCUGAAGACCCGGUCUUCUAUCCGUGGGUAACCAUCAAGGUCGGCGAAAGCAAUGGGGGCUACGGCAGUGUCACCGACAUAGCCGAAUGUAGAGUCGCACUUGGACCGUUGCUACCUUGGGUAGUAGGAGCCGGCCAACAAGGGGCAAUUACAGGAGGUGCAGAUGGCGGAGGGGGAAAAUCUCCAUCUUCUCCUAGUAAGAACUACCAAGUGGCCGCUGCGGAGUUUUUAGAACCUACACAAGAAGAACGCGAAGCCCACAUGGGUGAAGUGAGGAAAAGCGAAUUGCAAAACCGGAAGCCGAAACAAGACGUCAUCGCACCUCCAGCAAAAGUCCAACAGGAGGUUGAUUCGAGUGGGGUGCAUGUUUUGCUUCGGAAAAGCUCUCCACUACCUAUGAUUCCGGUCAAGAUGGCAGCUUUGAACAUGAAGUUACGGCUUCAUAACCUGAUCCACCUUCUUCGGAAGCAUCCUGAGCGGCCUUCUCAAGUUCAGGAUGGACCCUGAGAUGGAUUCGCGCGAGCUCUAAUAAAGUUAGGACACGCUCAUGGUCGUCCUUCUCUCGAAAAUCUAGUGGCAGAAGGUGCAGGUGGCGGAGGAGGUGGUGGGAUGAGCCCAGGCGAUGAAGAAGAAGCUCGAAGCAGUAUGCGCGACAAAGAUGACAUCUUUCUGCGCGCCGUAGGCGAGAUCCCACGAGCUGGCGGAGAUGGUGGCGCAACAAGGGGUGACUUGCAAGGCAGGCUAGAAGAUAAUCUCGUGAAUCCGUUUAUUAGUGACUUUUACUACCGCAACCUGCCGUUGACGCGCAACCGGGACGUUGUUAGUGAGGCAGACUCCGAAGCGUCCUAUGAUCCGGGAGUUUACGGCUUUGUCAAAGUAGCGAUGAAACUGACUGCUGGCCACAUGGAGGAAAUCUUAGGACACGACCCGAGGAUGCCACCAGGCUCGAAAGUCGCAUCAGCCUACCAAAGUGACAGCACUGCUCUAGGCGGUGAUAGUUCAUCGCGAUCGUCCUCAGCUGAGAGCUCCAGUGCAUCUUCCUCGGCUGAUUCCUCUGGGAACGAAGGUGGAUCUAGCAAAGUAGCUAUUGGAGGUGGGAAUCCUAAUGAAGGUGGCGACGAUAUUCAAGAUCGUGGCGAAGAGGACGAAGAAGGACAGAACUCUGCAGCGGGAAGUCCAGCCGAUAAAAACAAAGCUGUAGUUGCUAAAGCUGCAGCUUCUGACGUCGCUUGGAUUCGCGGGGCGCACGAUUUAGAACAGUAUGCGUGGGACGAACAAGCCCUGAGGGACCGAUACAAGUCGUCUGCGCGAGUACCAAAUCGAGUCAGGGUGCGUCUCUACUUCGUGAAAGGCAUUUGCAUCUAUGGCAAGGGCCGUGGAUUCGCUUCUCCGUACCUGGAAUUCACGCUUGGGAAUUCGUUGUUUGUCUCCAUGCGGAACAUGGUCUGCGAAAACACGAACACACCGACGUUUUAUCUUAUGAACUUGGACAGAUCAUGAAAGAAACUUUACAAUUCAAAAAAGUGAAGAACCUUCUUGCUCUACUAGUUGUAGUUCCUGAUACGCAACAUGUCUAUGUAGAUCGAUCACGCAUUCCUUUUUUUCUUCAAAGCUACCUCCCUCUAAUCAAUGCCUCGAAGAACGCGAUAUCCGAAUGCCUGAGGAUAGUCAACUCGAAGUGGCUCUCAAGGACUAUGACGGCGAUAUGACCAUAGGAGCUACCACUGUCGACCUAGAGGACAGAUGGCACUCAGACAGAUGGCGGGACUUGCAAGAACAGCAGAUUGUUCCUAGUGAGAAUCGUGGCCUCUGGACCCUGGACGCACCAGGAAUGAGCAGGGGAAGCAUAAAUUGUUGGGUGGAAAUGCUGGAUUCGGUGAAGUCGAGUGAACAGAAGUUAUGGUUCUUUCGGUAAUUGGACACGGAUACGGAUCUAAGUAGGUGGAGUUGAUCUUGGCUUCAUGCUUGGUCGUCAUGCUUGGCGUUGCCUUAUUGCUAGUCAUCGAGAAAUGACGGGUUGUUUCGUCCAGGACAAUAAGAGUCAGGUACUUCUACUCUCCCACAACUUCUCUAACCCUCGCCGCCACCUUAACUGCGCCUCCCGCUCAGGAGAUCGAAAUCCGUAUUGUGAUUUGGGACACGAAAGCCAUCAAAAUCGUGGACGAUGACCAUACUGAUGUGACUCUUUCAGUGAAUCUGGAUUGUGCGGAGUAUUUUGGAGAAUAUCCGAGUAUCCAAGACACCGAUGUGCACUACGGAUCCAAGACAGGAGAUGCGGUUUUCAACUGGCGGAUUGUCUACAAUCACCUAAAAAUGCCGACGAAAAGUUGCACAUUGCAGAUUUCAGUUUUGGACUACAACAUGAUGAGUGGAAACGUGUUUAUAGCCGAUGUCAAUUUAUGGCUGCUAGAACAACUUGUUUUAGCACUUGUUCUACUUCUAAUGCAGGAAUAAUUGCAAAUAGUGAAACUAAAAUUCAUGAUCAUCAUCUAGAAUAGUAUGCUGGUCCUCUUGUUAAACACCGUCUAGUCCAUUCAUCAUCAUCGUCAUCAUCAUCAUCAUCUAGAAAAGACAAAUCCAUCCGCGUCCGCCGACACGAUCCAGGACGCAUCAUCAUUUAGAAAAGACAAAUCCAUCCGCGUCCGCCAACAGACGCCUUCUAACUCCACUCGAUCUGAAGAAAUACCUCGAGAAGGUAGCACGCGAUAUGGACGCUAUUCAAAUCGAAAGCGAACUGGAAUUCAAGGCUUCGGCGGCUCCAGCAGAUGGCGAAGCACCGAAGUUAAGAUUUCUUGAGCAUAAUCAAAUGAAGAUUUCGCUGAGUUAUCUUCCACUUGUUUAGUUGUAGUAUCAAUCUAUAUCUUGUAUGUAGAUGUAGAUGUACAACAAAAAUUCUUUAGCAGCAUAAUUGUGAUUGCGUGCCAUCAUCAUGAUGGUCGUGAAGAUUUUACUUCUAACAAUAGACGGCAACGCACCUGAAGAGAGUUGUGGGAGCGUACACAUUUCUCUGUGGGUGAUGACCCAGUCGGAAGCAGACGGGAUGCCAGUGGGUUUAGCGCGAAACGAACCAAACGUGAAUCCACAAUUGAUUAUUAUGGCCUUGACAUUGAUUGAUAGUUUGCGAAGAUCUACUCAAUAAACGUAAAACUCAUUCACAAAGGAAAAGGAUAAUUAUAUUAACAACUACAGGAGUACUAGACGUGAUGAAGUAACCGGGCGUCGAUAGUCGUGUAAGACCAUUGGAUUCUUACUCGAGGAAGAUUUUGAUUUAGUAGAACUUCCUCCGCUAUCGCAGACGUUCAUCUACAACUCUCACUCACCUGCACCUGCUCUAACAUAACCCCCCUCGAGGGUCGCGGAUGGGGCGACGUUAUAGGCGGGUUCUCAUUCAAGCUGCCGAAUUUCGGUUUACUAGGCAAACUGAUGCCGGUUAUCAUCGUCUCUUUCGCCAUGAUGAUCGGAUUCCGAUACAUGGGUCUUUUGUAGACGAAGAGAUGUGAAGAAGUAUUGAGAACAAGAAGACACGGUCACGGAGUACAAUGUCAUGAUAGAUUUAGGGAAUGUUAAGCAACAAGAAAGAGUCUCAGUCUACGAUGAAUACUUUUGUAACAUUCCAUCACGAACUUAAACUUAUCGUUUGGUUGUACUUACUCUUACUCACACACUGCUUGUUCAUCAUCUGCAAAACAGGAGUUCUUGCUCCGUGGAAUUUACCUCUAUCUCAUACUAUAUAUAAUCGAUUUUGUGGCUUGAAACAGCUACAACACAGAGACUCCUGAGGCAGAGCUUGAAUUGUACUUCAGCUCAGAAACAUGCGUGCAUGUUGCACAGACCACACAGAGCAGAGGUAAGAAGAAGGACCAUUGUCCCAAUAAACUUCUGCAAGGUCUAU
Molecule: messenger RNA, 6451 nt
Organism: Amoebophrya sp. A25
Lineage: Eukaryota; Dinophyceae; Syndiniales; Amoebophryaceae
Source: the annotation of a GenBank genome assembly